This is a messenger RNA of Acanthosepion pharaonis, 573 nucleotides long. Lineage: Eukaryota; Metazoa; Mollusca; Cephalopoda; Sepiida; Sepiidae. The record is from the annotation of a GenBank genome assembly.
AUGCGUAAUUUCCUCUUCUUGUUAUUUUCUGAGAUUCUCCCCUCUUUGUUGAGCAUGUCUCUCUUUUUUUCAACUCCCUCACUCUCGCUUUUUAACUCCCUCACUGUCUCUAUGCGACUUUUUCUCUCUCUCUCUCUCUCUCUCUCGCUCUCUCUCUCUCUCUUUCUAAAUAUUUGCCUUUUUCUUACUGAAACAUAUCAGCCCCAACUUUCUUACUCUACUUAUAUUUUAUAUUAUCUCUCUUUCAUUUUUCUUUCUCAUCUCACUCCCUCGUCGCCUUUAACUCUUUCUUUCACUCUUACCACUUGUACAUUUUUAUUUCUCUUUAAGAUCUCUCGUUUACACCCUCUCCUGCUGCUUACACUUUUUUUCUUUCUUUCUUUCUUCUACCCCUUCGAUAGAUAUUAUCUUUCCUCUCUAUUUGUAUUCUUCAACUUUCCCACUGUUUAUCUUCCUUUGACUCUCUCUAAUUCUUUGGCUUUUUGUCUCUCUCUUUCCCCCCACUGUCUUCCUCUCUUAGAUAUUAUCUCUCUUUCAUUUUUCUCUCUCAUCUCACGCCCUCGUCGCCUUUAA